AUGAAUGUUACUUGUGUUUGGCGAACUUCGGACUACCUUCUGGAGCUGUUGGGCGACUGUGGAAUUUCCUCCAGCCCGUGUUGCAGGGUUCAGAAUGCAGAACCUCCGCUAGAGUUCACAUCAGCUGAGGUUGUAGAUUCCUCACCAGAUCCUGAGAUGAUGCAUGAGAUGUCUGCCUACCUUGAGACCUCCCAUAUCCAACGACCUGCCUAUGUCCGUCUCAGAUCCGCCUCAGCUCCUAUUGAUGACAAUGACAGCGAGGACGCUCCACAACAGUUACAUCGUCUCAUACGACGGCGACCGCGUCGUCAUUCCUAUAACUACGAAAACCUAGUUAGCAUUGCCCAACGCAUGGCGGAUGCGGGCGACGCCUUUGAUUUGGAGCACCGACUUAGCAAUAGCAGUGCCGCAUCGUUUUUCGAGUUGGGCAGGAGCAGCAGUUCUCUCCAGUGGCUCUCCUCUAGCCUAGCUGACCUUGUGUCCCGACCAAUAGGAGCACUGCGGAAUCUGUGGACUUCAGGACCGGUCGACGCAGAGUGA
Molecule: messenger RNA, 540 nt
Organism: Hydatigera taeniaeformis
Lineage: Eukaryota; Metazoa; Platyhelminthes; Cestoda; Cyclophyllidea; Taeniidae
Source: the annotation of a GenBank genome assembly